Molecule: messenger RNA, 6367 nt
Organism: Oxyura jamaicensis (ruddy duck)
Lineage: Eukaryota; Metazoa; Chordata; Aves; Anseriformes; Anatidae
Gene: TSPAN5
Product: tetraspanin 5
Exons: 8
Coding region: 349-1155 (268 amino acids)
Biological process (GO): protein maturation; protein localization to plasma membrane; regulation of vascular endothelial growth factor signaling pathway
Cellular component (GO): membrane
Source: RefSeq, a predicted model, not a curated record
UUCGGCAGGGCAGCGCCGAGCCCCCCGCGCCUCUGCCCGGGCGCCUCCCGGCGGCUUCCCCCCGCUCCCCGCCGGGGCCUCCUCCUCCAUGCGGGAGAGGAGGAGGAGGAGGAGGAGAAGGAGGAGGAGGAGGGAGCUGCUCGCCGGCCAUCCCCGGCGCCCGGCGAGUCGGAGCCGAGCCGCCGCGCCGCUCCUGCCGCAUCUCCCCGCGGCGCGCAGCCGGCGCUGAGCCCUCUCUGAUUUCCCUUAUAUAUAUAUAUAUUUAAAUUUAUUUUCAUUUUUCACACCCUCCCCGUCUUUUGGUUCUCCCCCUUGGCCGCCAGCAAAGUGUCUUCAUGAGCCCAGAGGAUGUCCGGGAAGCACUACAAGGGGCCUGAAGUCAGUUGUUGCAUCAAAUAUUUCAUCUUCGGCUUCAAUGUCAUUUUCUGGUUCCUUGGCAUAGCAUUUCUUGGCAUUGGAUUGUGGGCAUGGAAUGAAAAGGGAGUGCUGUCCAACAUCUCCUCCAUCACCGACCUGGGAGGCUUUGAUCCAGUUUGGCUCUUCCUCGUGGUAGGAGGAGUUAUGUUCAUAUUGGGAUUUGCAGGAUGCAUUGGAGCUUUGCGAGAAAAUACCUUUCUUCUCAAAUUUUUUUCUGUGUUUCUUGGAAUUAUUUUCUUCUUGGAGCUCACUGCUGGUGUUCUAGCAUUUGUUUUCAAAGACUGGAUCAAGGACCAGCUUUAUUUCUUUAUAAACAACAACAUCAGAGCAUACCGAGAUGACAUUGAUUUACAAAACCUCAUAGACUUUACGCAGGAAUAUUGGCAGUGUUGUGGGGCUUUUGGAGCUGAUGACUGGAACCUUAAUAUUUACUUCAAUUGCACAGAUUCCAAUGCAAGUCGAGAGCGCUGUGGUGUGCCAUUCUCUUGCUGCACUAAGGACCCUGCUGAAGAUGUUAUUAAUACUCAGUGUGGCUACGACGCAAGGCAAAAACCAGAAGUUGAUCAGCAGAUUGUUAUCUACACUAAAGGCUGCGUCCCUCAGUUUGAGAAAUGGUUGCAGGACAAUCUUACCAUAGUUGCUGGCAUAUUCAUUGGGAUAGCAUUACUGCAGAUAUUUGGGAUAUGCUUAGCCCAGAAUUUGGUUAGUGACAUUGAGGCUGUCAGAGCCAGCUGGUAAAACUGCUGAAGUAACCACAACAAGACACUGGACAACCGAAACCCUCUGAAACCUCCAGUGUGUCGCUCCGACACCAAGCUGUAUGGACAUGGGUGACAGGGAAGCCUUCUCUCCCACAUAGUCUCAAGCCUACGUUCCUGAUGUUGCAGUGAACUCAUGUUUCUUUGGGGUGGGGGAGAGAAGAGUGGGCUCUUUAAAAUCUGCUGCUCACUGACAAUUUUUUUGUUUUAAACCACCAGUUUGAAAGCUGUUGAGCCGUGAAUCUCUACUGUAUUCUUGAUCCUGAGUAACAAGUGGACACUUUUUAAAAAUUGGUGUAUUCAGUGGGACAGAGUUGCAUCAUUGUAGUCUGUGGAUAUGCUGUUUAUUCUUCAUGUCAUGAGCUCUACGAUAGCUGCCAAAUACUCCCAAGAUGGUCUCUCUCCUCACCACUCUGUAAAGGAGCAAUCUUCUUGUUUUCACAGCUAAACAUAGCUACAGGCCUAAACCCAUCAAGCAGGAAGCAACUUUCUAUGCAUCUAUUGUACAGUAUAUUAAAAUGUUUUUAAAACUAAGGAUUAUUUUUUUUUUUUUUACACAAGCUUACAACCAUCUCCCUGUUGUACUUUGAUGUUGGAAUCGGCAAGCUCACAGGGAGAACUGUCUAAUUUUAUCAACAUCUUUUUUCCUUUCUACACCCUUGUAUGAAAGGAAAGGAGUUUUAUAUUUGAUGAACAAAGGUUGUAGAUCCUUUGGUUGCUGCCAUACUUUAGGACAUCAGUUUCUUAAGGCAAGAAUGGGAUAUAACUGUAUAAAUGUAUGAAAGCAGUGUGGAUGUUGGGUCCAAGUGAAUAAUAUUAUUCAAAGAAUGAAUUAUAUAUUAACUUAAAAAAAUCAAAGCAUAUGUAUCUGAUAUGGCUAAAUCUUUUGUUUCUCUGGAAUUUAGUGUAACCUAAUGUAUUUGGGGAUCUCACUAAUAUUAGUGCUUUGAAAUACUUGUGCAAAACGUCUUUUAAGAUAAUUCCUUGGUCUGUUCCUAUCUGAGGUUUUGGUCUUUCUCUCUUUCUUUUUUUCCUUUAAGUCUUUUUUCUUGCAUGAGCUGUGGAGUAAGUACCUGUGACACUCCAGUGCUUUAAGUCUGUGCAUAUGUUUUAAUACAGUCUAACCCAGACUUAUUUAUUGGUAAAUGCAUGUAAUUAUGGAAAGAUCAUAUCCCAUUCCCUUGGAAGUUGGACAGAACAGCUUUUGCCAGAGUAAAUCCAUACCUUCAGAAAACAAGUCUUUGCUAUAGGGAUAUCUCCCUCUGUUGCUCUAAGUGCAACAAAAAGCUUUCUUGAAGCAAUGGAAUAAAAGUUUUAAAAUCAAAAUGUAUAUUAGGAUCAGCCAAGACACAGACUCUUUUGAGCUGAAAAAAGAGUAGAAUUUGGAAUAAAGCACAAAUAGUGGAAGAAUUAGAUCAGACUUCAUCCAGCUUAGAGUUUGAUUCAUUGUUCUUCACAAAUAAUAGUGAAUUUCUGAACCUAACCAUGGCUUGGGUAGUUUCAUCGCACUUUGUAUAAAUUUAGCUUAUUAUAUGACCCUUCUCAGUAUAUGCAGAACCAGUCCUAAAAGCUAUGAGCUUUUGGCUCCUGCUUUGGUAAAUCAGUGACAACAGGUGGUGUGUAGCACCUCAUUGUAAGAGCUUAGCAUCUUUGAGAUGAGUUUCCUAAUGAGUACAUGAAGUAGAAGAGAUGAAUGCGUUGUUUUCAAAGCUUCCCUGUUGUGGGGGAUGGAUAGGAGUCUGGUCUGAUGACCUCUUGAGGUCCUUUCUGGCCCCAUGACUCUUAAACGUGUGAGUAUAUGUACCCUUGCACAUUUUGCCUUUCUGUGCUUUAGUUGGCUGUGUUUUAUCCCUGUCCAAAGGUGGGCACACUGUUCCACAGAUGCCACAGAUAGUCCUGUUGCCCUCCUGUCUUUGAGCAUUACCUCAUCCUCUUCUGGUUAACUCCCACUGACUGGCUCUGAAUCAGGCAGCCUCCGUAUCCUAUGGUAUCUGCUGUUAAAGGCCAGCCAUGAUUCAGAGCAUUUUUUAAAGCCUUUGAAAGCAAUUAUAAUUCACUGUCCUUAAUAAAGUUGGUUCCACCUCACCGCAGUGUUACGUUUUUCUUAGCGCUCCCCAUCUUGAGGAGUUACUGGUGUUCAUUUCCCCCAAAGGGACACACCAUUUUGCCUGAUAGCAGCAGGACAGACAGGUCAUCAGCACUUACGUUGCUGCACUGUAAUGAAAUGGUGCGGGGAGAAAUCAGGGAAGCAUUGUCAGGAAGUAACUCUUCCACCCAAGAGCCUUGGUUGUGACCCAGCACUUCGCUGUGGAGAAAAGAAAAAAGUUUGCAUUACAGAAACAUUCCUUGUUGCCACUGAUCUUGAAUACUGCUGUUGGUGCUGUGAGCGUCUGAAGACAACUUCCAUUCCUCUACUUGAAUUUCUGCAGUUGUACUGUAUUGGCCUUCUGACUUGUCACGCUCUCCUCUGAGGUCCAGUCUGCUCGGCGUGGCCUUGGCAGUGUCAGGCUGAUAGGAAGGUAAAUGAUCUGAGGUGAGCAAGUCUUGUUCUCAUUGCUUGCAUGUGUACACACAGGUGUGCAGCAUUUCUGCUGAGUCCCAGAGUGACUGUUCUUAAUAAAAAACCACUAAAUAAGGUAUUUUUCUAGACCUUGUCUUUAUUGCUGCAGAUGCUGACAUGCACCCCCCCGCGCCCUAACUCUGGAGAGAUGGUCUUAUUUUUCUCAUUUUUGCAGUUGCUUGAUGGAUGCAUACUGAAUGUUCAGGAUUAGCUGCCUAUGUUGCACAUUUAAAUGCCACAUUUUUGUCUACAGAUUGGGUAAGAUGUACUGAAAAUGCCCGAUCUACUUACAGCUUAGGUGUCCAGUUCGGAAAGCUUGUGGGAGGCCUUGGAAAUCCAUCUGUAAUUGUCAGAGCCUACCAAAACCAAUCAAGCUUUCUUCCAGAAAACCUUGCAAAACGUUCAGGUGAGCACAACUAGAGCACAACUGCUGGCUACACGGGCUUAUUUUCCAGAGCAAUAAGGUACGGUAGGCAGUAUGGCUUUCUGGCAGUUUCUAGCUUGCCUGAUGUGGUGGUGGGUAGGUGUGAGUUCAGAGGUCAAUGUCACCAUCCUGAACGUGCUGUGGUUGUUCAGAAAUUUGUUGCCAGGCUUGUGGCCCUUUGUGGAGCACAAAACCACUUUGCUGGGCAGACUGUAUGUGACGGCAGUGUCGCUGUCGGGAGGUCUGAUCCCUUCAGCGGUAGCCCCAGUUUUAAAGCCAUUUUCCUGUCAGAGGGCAUCCUGGCCCUUGUUCCUGCUCUGCUGCUUUCUAAAUGCUCUCCGUACUCACAAGUCUUUGUUUGCUGCUUCGUUAUAUAUAUAUAUAUAUAUAUGGACAAAUGUUUGAUUUGUCUGUGUGUGCGUGUGUCUGUUUCUGUAGCAGUUGAGAUCUUUUUGCUUCAAAAUCCAUAAUUUUGGUAGUGCCCCUUAGAGUUUGGAGCUGUGGAGACGUUGCUCAAGCGUGCUCUGUCCUGGAAGCCUUCUCUCCCCUGAGAGAGUGAUGUUCAUCGUAGUUCUGGUGUGUAAAUAGUCUUUGAAAUGUAAAUAGUAGCAUGCAGGUUACAUGAUUCUUGCACAUGACUGCUUUUCACCCUGAAAGCGUUCAUCCCGGCACGGUGUCCACCCACCAGACCUGGGCGGUGGGAGCCAGGGGGCCACCAGGCCUCGUUCCCCUGGCCCCGGAGUGCCACCUAGUGCCUCCGGGACGCCUUGCAGCAGGCCCUGGGGAAGGUAUAAACCCUAGCACACCUCCCUUGGAUAUAUAUAUAUAUUUUUUUUCCCCCUGCUGCUUGGAACUGGGAGAACAGCAUCAGACUGGGAACUGGAGGGGCAGAGCCAGAAUCCCCUACCCGUUCUGGGAGGUCAGCAUCACUAAAAGGACUAAAGCAUGGUGCUAGACGAAUUGCUUUUGUCCUGGACGCUAAUCUGCGUUUUGACUUCUUUAGAGAUGCCCGUGGUAAAAUUCAUCCUGAUUUAACAAUCUUGGUUGCAAGAAGCUCUCACGGGAAUUCGCAACUCUGUCUCCUGCUGCAUGUGUGCCGUCCGGGCGUGUGGUGGUGGCGGCUGUGCAAGUGCCUGGGCGGCAGGUGCGAUCUCAGCGCGUGUCAGGCACGGGUGAAGGUUCCAGUUCCUCUCUCCUAUUUUUUUUUUUUUUUUCUUUUUCCCUCUGAAACCUUUCGGGAUAUCUGUAAUUGGUCAUAUAAAACUGUCCAAUGCAAACAAAACAAAUCUACCUUGUUCUAUCCACUACCUACCGACUUUUGCCACUUACAGAACCAGUAAUCUUUCACCCUUAACGUGCAGUAUAAAAAUAAGGGUUGUGACUGCUGGCAUGCAUCAGGCAGGUGCUCAGCCAUGCAGCACUACUAGCUGUCUGUUGUGUUUGGCAAUGCAAAUCUGUUAACAACAAGCUCCAUCUGUAUGUAUGUUCAUGCUCACGCUGUGUACCUAGCAGGGACAGACCUGCUGCUACCUUGAGCUCUGGGGAGACUGGCGUCUGGGUUUUGUGACUCGGACCCAUCUCUGAUAAGUACGUUCCAGAUCAGUUUCAGCUGUAUCUCUUUGCUUGGUUCACCCCGUUCACCCCAGGGCAUAAGGUGUCGAUAUUUACCCUUUGUGUAUCAUUCCUUUUUAUACGAAUGUAUUCUCUUGUGUUCCUUUUUUAUCGGUUGUAAAAUUGAUUGUAAAAGCCAACUACACUUACCGAUUGAAAGUAUUGCUAUAACAGAACUGCAUGCCCAGUAGAGUUUGACUCGAGCUUUAGUUAUCUGAUUUCAGACUGGUUAUCUUCAGUCUAGGAGAAAAGCAUAGAUCAGGUGCAUAUGUAUUACUUGUCAUCUUUAGCAUUAGACUGUGGUAUUGUAUCACAUGCUGAUCUCAAUGGAUGUAACUGGAGUAUACUUGGGAAGUUGUUGCAACUUCCUGGUAAUUCAUUUUAAGCUAUUGAAAGUGGUCUUGAUCAUGCUACUUGUGUUCUUGGGUUUUUGUUUUUUAAUAGAUGCAUUUUUUAGGAAUGUUUUAAUACACUUAUGAUGGACAAUACAAUAGUUUUAAUAGUUGUGCAGUAUUCUGUAUUUACUUGAAGUAAAUCAUUUUAUAUGCAAUUUGUUAGAUAAUUACAAUUUUAUAAAUAAAAUUCUGUGAAAUAUGA